Patiria miniata (bat star) is the source of this 1155-nucleotide messenger RNA. RefSeq lists its product as uncharacterized. Bases 224 to 685 code for a protein of 153 amino acids. The record is from RefSeq and is a predicted model, not a curated record. The transcript is spliced from 3 exons. NCBI's taxonomy places the organism in Eukaryota, Metazoa, Echinodermata, Asteroidea, Valvatida, Asterinidae.
UGUAACACGUCAGUGCGCCGUCGUACCCUAAGCAUCAGACUUCAGCACGGAGGCAUAAUACACGGCCACUCAACGCAUGUGCUGACGAAUUCUUGAAGAGCAAAGGAGCAAAAUAUCACGAAAAUAUCUUGAGUUUUCCUCAAAAACUAAAAGGAUUUGGCGUAGAGGAGUGAUGUUGAUCGACUGAAAUUGUGUGAGCAGUCGAUCAUCGGUGGAUGAAAGCAUGGGGCAUGGCGAAAGGAUAGUUAGGUGGGCGGCAACCGCUGGGAUCGUCGUGUGUUGCAUUUUCGUAGGUCUUGCUACCGCCGCAGAGUUUAGAUGCUACGACUGUGCGUCAUUACUCAGCCCUGAGUCGAGCUGCGAAACGGGACCAGACUACAACUCCACCACAAAAUGCAAGACAUUUUGUUACACGGACGUCACCACCCAUGCGGGGGUGCGGUCCUACAUGAAGCGCGGGUGCACCACAGAGCUGGAGUGCACAGAGGAGUCGACCUGCCUGGAGCUGUCACGCUCGGGGCCCUGCCGCUCCUGCUGUCAAUCACACCUAUGCAACGACGACGAACCGGACUUUGGCACCAACGGGGCGGGGCCAGUGGGCGGAGUUUGGACAUGCAAGGGGUGUGGCCUGGGACUAAUAGGAAUGAUUGGCAUCAUAGUGAUCUUUGGUCAUAAGAUUUAUUAAAAUCUAUAAAAAAAGAAGAAAAUCUGUACCGAGAAGAGCUUCGCGGAUUCUUUUGCGUAGACCAAAACUUUUAAUUCUUAUUUUAUACAUAAUUUGUGUGAUUGGUUUUGGUAGAAACUACAUCUUUGAUACCAUCCUAUUUGGAAUUGAAGAUGAAAAAAACCUAUUUUAGGGGGAGAAUAUUUGUGUGGAACUUGCUUCAAGUGGUUAGAUACAUAUAUAAUGCUUGGUGUGUGAAUAAUAUGAAACAGUGCACAUGCACAAAAGUUGUCAAUGUCUUUCCACAAAAUAGAUAUUGCAAUGAAGAUUAAACCGCGCCAAAUAUGUUAUAUUGGAUACAGGCUCCUUGAUAUGACUUUGAAUCGACUGCAAAUGAUUACCAUACAAAGGACCUCUCUGAUUCCCCCCCCAUAAAAAAGAACAUCCCCCGGGCACGCCCCCUCGAUUAGCGUGUCGCACUUUGCCAAAUU